Funneliformis caledonium is the source of this 726-nucleotide messenger RNA. The record is from the annotation of a GenBank genome assembly. NCBI's taxonomy places the organism in Eukaryota, Fungi, Glomeromycota, Glomeromycetes, Glomerales, Glomeraceae.
AUGGACGAUAAUUACCGAGAAACGAUGGUCAAAUCUUUGAUAAUUACAUACUGGAAUCGCAAAAAUGUUUCGAAAAGCGUCGGCCUAUACGAUUGUCUCAAGCAAACGCACAAUAAAUUUAAACUGAAGUUUAAAGACAAACCAGCGUUCAAUAGAUUCUACAAAGAACGAAUUAACUUUAUAGCUCAAUUGCCUUCUGUCAAUGUACAUCUAAAAAAUAAAGCAAAAUCAGAGCAAAAUGACUUCAGAUUAAAUUCAACUUCUGAUAAAGUCAAUGACUUUUGGGAAGAGAUAGAAAGAAUAGACAAGGAGAAUAAAGUCCGAAAAGAAUAUAGAUCUUCGAUAGAUCAACAUUUGCGAGAAGAAAAAAAAUAUUUAAGUACAGUUCACCUCAAGGAACUACAGGAAGAUGAUGCUAUAAAUGAAGUUUAUGACGCAGAGGAAGAAAACGUUAGUACAGGAUAUAAAAGUGAUGAAGAUGAUGACCUCGACAUGGCAGAAAAUAUUAACAAUUGUUCUGAAACAAAUCGAGAAAAUAGUGAUGAUAAUAAAGAUUUUGGAGAUUCCGUGAUACCAGUUUAUGCGGACACUUUUGCAGAAAGAUUAGAAUGCCAACCAACUUUGGGGCGUACUAGACGCUGGAUCUUACCCAGCGGAACAGAUGUUUCAGAGGUACUGGAGGAAUAUGUGAAAACGGUUCCAGGAUGUCAAAAAUGCCUAAAGUAA